AUGAACCACGUAAAGGCCCUCAACGAUUCCACCGGACAAACCAUUCAGGAGACCGUUGGACCUACUUUGGAUAUCUUCACACCAUACCUUGUCAAGAACAAAGAUGCGAUAUUCGCCAUCACUCAACAAGAGGAGCAUUACGGCCCCCAUGCCCAGCAAAAGCUAGGCAUUUAUCGCCCCCCUCAAACAAUGCAUAACUCUCCUGUCCUAGUCUUUCUCAAUGGAGGCGAAUUCUUAGGUGGCGACAAAACCUCUGCCAACGGACUGCUCUAUCACAAUGUCGGCUCAUUCUUCGCUAGGAAGGGCAUUAUCACUGUCAUACCAGGUUACCGGCACACGAGUGCUUCCCCUGGAGAAGAAGCCACAUUUCCUUCUGGCGGAGAAGAUGUCUCCUUGGUCUUGAAAUGGCUUGAAUCUUUCGACCACAAGGGUUCUGCCAAUGUUUUCAUUAUGGGAAGCUCGACAGGAGGCGUACAUUUGUCCAGCUUCAUACUAGGCCCACAGUUCCUUGAGCAGAGAAGAGCAUUGGCAAGUGGCAAGAGCGGUAUCGUUUUUAAAGGCGCCAUCGAGCUGGGGGUCCCAUUUCAUUUCAAAUCAACGACGGAAGUGGACCACGCAACAGCUUUGAAAAGUUAUUAUGGAUCACAGGAGGAUGUUGAGAGAAAGUGCCCCCUAGGCUUGCUCGAGGCUGUAAGGGAAACAGGGAUGUCUCGUGAAGACACGGCUGUCCCUAAAGUACUGUUACUUUUGGGAGAAUUUGAUUCUGAGGCCGAAAUCGCACAGCCGAUGCACGACUUUGCUGCUUUACGAACAAAUACCUGGGGCAACGGUGUAGAAUUCAAGGUUAUCAAGGGACAUAACCACAUCAGUCCGCUACUGGCUCUAAUGUCGGGUGACGUGGAAGGUGAAAGAUGGGGCGAGGAGGUGGUGGAAUGGAUACAACUCCUGAACCAGCAGCCAUAA
This is a messenger RNA of Penicillium cosmopolitanum, 963 nucleotides long. RefSeq names its product alpha/beta hydrolase family protein. The transcript has a single exon. Bases 1 to 963 code for a protein of 320 amino acids. NCBI's taxonomy places the organism in Eukaryota, Fungi, Ascomycota, Eurotiomycetes, Eurotiales, Aspergillaceae. Gene Ontology annotation, molecular function: hydrolase activity. The record is from RefSeq and is a predicted model, not a curated record.